AUGAACGCCCUCGACUUCUCAGGUUAUAAGCUCGACUUCAGGCCAUUGGGACAACGCACUCACCUACUGUGCGUGCUCGUCACCAAGUCCCGAAUGCGCGACAUCGAAUUCAUUAUAGAUGCAGCAAAUGAAAAACGACGGAUCCCAGACCAGCAACCUGAAGUCUACAGACCAUCACUAGCCACUUCCCAACCCGUCUCCUACAGUCAGUCUUGGACGUUUCGCUAUGAGAUACGCGCCUCUUCACCGCGCGCGGUGCUCGUAGUUUAUAAGGACUGCGCUUCCCUUCUACCCUGCCACAACAGAAUCCGAUACCGCCGCAAACGUUUCCUGCUUGACGAGGAAUGGAUUGUUCCAAACCUACUUUCUCGUGGCGCGUGCGUCUGUGCUGGAUGCGAUGACCUCGUUGCAUUUCGUGAAAGGGAUUAUGAUGUCGAUGCGUGGGUGAGACAUCGCGAUAGAUGUAGUGGCAUAGAGAAGCGCAUGAUGGCUGCCGUAGUCAAGGAUCUGAAUGUUCCUCGAUCUCCUGGAGAACGAGGUCCUGGGGAGAUUAAAGGUACAUCGUUAAGGGCCGUUCGGGACUUUGAGGACGAUGAACAAUGGGAGCCGUUUGGGGGUGGAUCGUCAGACGAAGGUGCCGAUGAUGAGAAUGAUGAGAACGAGCACGAGCACGAGGAAUAUGAGGACGAGGAGGAUGAGGAGGAUGAGGAUGAGGAGGAUGAGGAUGAGGAUGAGGACGAGGGUGACGAGGGUGAGCACGAUGAAGAGGACGAUAACGACGAAGACCAGGAUUGUCGAGAUGGGUGUCCCGGGGCUGAUUCCUCGCGUGAGGGCCCGUUUGUAGUGGUGAUUCAAACACGAUCGUUCCUGGGGGGUUCCCUUUUUUCUAUUAUGUGCCCUUGCUUAUCUGACUCUUAG
This is a messenger RNA of Desarmillaria tabescens, 918 nucleotides long. RefSeq lists its product as uncharacterized. Lineage: Eukaryota; Fungi; Basidiomycota; Agaricomycetes; Agaricales; Physalacriaceae. The transcript has 2 exons. Bases 1 to 918 code for a protein of 305 amino acids. The record is from RefSeq and is a predicted model, not a curated record.